AUGUCUUUGUCAAUUGCAAUUGGUGAAUAUUCUUUAUCAAAAGGUCAUAUAGAGUACACGAUCAUUGUUACUGAUAAUAUCUCUGGAGAAAGGUGGAGCAUGAGAAGAAGGUAUUCACAAAUAAGACAAUUGCACCAAAUUUUGAAAAAUUUCUCCAGCCAGGUUCCUAACUUAUACAAUUUACUGAAUAUUUUAUUAAAAUUAAUAUAAAGUUAAUAUUAAUUUAGCUAAAAUAGUAGAAUUCCAUAUUCAGCAUUAAAAAUACAAUAAAAAAUUAAAAUCAUUAUAUUUAUACAGAGUAAGUUUCCACCCAAAAAAAUUUUUGGAAAUAAAAAUAAAGAGUUUUUAGAAACGAGAAAAAAAGGAUUGGAAGACUACCUUAUUUCUAUUGCUAAUAAUCACGAGCUUGGACAAAGUGCAUAUUUUAAAGAUUUUAUUAGACCAAAUGAUAAAGUUUUAUUUAAGCAAAGCAAUGAUAAUCGGAAGGUAGCUCAAAAUCGGCCAAAAACAGUUGAAGAAGCUGAAGAAGCCUUAAAGCCAGCAUUGACUCAAAUAGUUGAAGAGACAAGCACCCAGUUUCUGGAUUUAUCUGCACAACCAAAUCCAAUUAGCGAAGAAGAUUCAAAAGCUAAAGCCAAAGAAUAUCUGCAAGCAUCCAUAAAUAUAACUUUCGUAUGAAAAAAUAACGUUCCUAAAAACGAUAUACCAGUGUCAGGGAUUUCAAGUGAAAAAAUAUCAAGGCAUAAGGAAGAAGUUGAUAAAUUUUGAAAUGAAGUGAUAGAGGCUAUAGAUUCACUGAAAAUUGAAAGCAAUUUAGCUCUAUCAAAAGUAGUUUAA
This is a messenger RNA of Blepharisma stoltei, 837 nucleotides long. The record is from the annotation of a GenBank genome assembly. Lineage: Eukaryota; Ciliophora; Heterotrichea; Heterotrichida; Blepharismidae.